AUGAUUUUGUUGCUCAUCCAACUGAUCCAUUACACAGAAACCAAGAGACAACUCAGAUGGGAGUGCUUUGACUGUAAAAUAGGUCCUCAGUUUGGAGACAAAAUGAAAUGCCAAGUGGGUGGCACUAGAAACUCCGUUUUGAAUGUGGAAGUAAACUUACGGGAAGAACUUGAUGCUAUUAAGACGUAUGUGAAGAUUUCAACCAAAUUUAAGAUUACAAGUCCAUACCGAAAAUUCUUUGAUAUCACCUUUGAUGGAUGCCGCGUGAUAACUGAUAUGGUCCAAGGAACCAUGGUUUCUAAUAUGUUUAAAGCUAUUGUUCGAUCGAGUAAUCAGCCCAGAAAGUGUCCCAUAAAAAAGGGCUUGAUUUACUAUCACAACAUAAGUUUAGAGGAAGUCUUGCCCAUGUUUGUGCCCAACAGCUAUCUCUUUGUGGAGGUCGGCUUAUUUUCCAAGCGCCAAUCCUACCUAAAUGUGACUCUCAGAGGAGAGGUAUCGGAAAAAUAA
Drosophila serrata is the source of this 507-nucleotide messenger RNA. RefSeq lists its product as uncharacterized. Lineage: Eukaryota; Metazoa; Arthropoda; Insecta; Diptera; Drosophilidae. The record is from RefSeq and is a predicted model, not a curated record.